Helobdella robusta is the source of this 405-nucleotide messenger RNA. RefSeq lists its product as hypothetical. Bases 1 to 405 code for a protein of 134 amino acids. The record is from RefSeq and is a predicted model, not a curated record. The transcript is spliced from 3 exons. NCBI's taxonomy places the organism in Eukaryota, Metazoa, Annelida, Clitellata, Rhynchobdellida, Glossiphoniidae.
AUGAAUCCGAACUACAACAUGCAGUACCAGGGACAGAAUGUGGUGACCAGUCAGCCGCAGUUAGCAGGGCAGAUACAAAAUAUUAAACCCUGGUCGUCGGGAAUCUGCGGCUGCUGUCAGGAUAUGGCCGGAUGCUGCUAUUGUUACUGGUGUUUCCUUUGCUUCACGUGCACACUGGCCUCCAAAAUGGACGAAUGCGUGCUGGGUCCCUGCUGUUGUUAUGGCUUCCUGACGGCCAUGAGGACCAAACUAAGAACUCAAUACGGCAUCAAGCAAAGUAAGAUACUUGGGGCAUACUUGGGGUUUAAAUGUACAGUUCAUCAGGUGGUUCAUAUCAGAACCAUGGUCAUCAGGGAGUUUCAAUUUCGUUUUAACUUAAAAGACAAAUUGCACGGGUUCAAUUAA